AUGUAUUGCACUUCAGAUUAUCAUGGAGAACGACGUACAAGUGUCCCACGGUAUGAAAGACACGGACGCGUCCAAGACACGGUCCAAAAAAGAAAGUCGUAUGUAUGCAUGAAUGUGUGCCAUCACCAACAUCACAACAGCAAAAAGAAACGAAGUUGUCCCGUGCCAGACUCGAACUGGCGGCCUUGGGAUUUCUACUCUUAG
Molecule: messenger RNA, 204 nt
Organism: Bipolaris zeicola 26-R-13
Lineage: Eukaryota; Fungi; Ascomycota; Dothideomycetes; Pleosporales; Pleosporaceae
Exons: 1
Coding region: 1-204 (67 amino acids)
Source: RefSeq, a predicted model, not a curated record